AUUUGCAGAAAACCAAAACCCUGAACCCAAAGCCGGAAAACAUCGAAGGUGGCAUGGAGAUGGAAAUAGAUUCUCCAAAACCGGAAAGCAACGAUAAUCAAAUUAAGGACGAUGACCUCUUCCGAGCCGCAGAGAGAGGAGACUCGGCGAUAUUCAAAGCCCUUUCUCAAGAACAGUUUCAAAGGGCUCCUUCGCUGAGGAACGAUGACAGUCGAUCCCUUCUUCACGUCGCUGCGGCGUCUGGUCAUUCCGAGGUUGUGAAGAUACUGUCUGCUGCCGAUGCAUCAAUCAGCGGAGUAAAUAGCACAGAUGAGGAAGGGUGGGCUCCGCUUCAUUCAGCAUCAAGUUGUGGUCACGCAGACGUUGUGGAAAUUUUGCUAAGCAAUGGAGCUGAUGUGAAUUUGAAAAAUAAUGGCGGUCGCACUGCUCUUCACUAUGUUGCCAGCAAGGGAUGGUUGAAAAUAGCUCAAAUUCUGAUCGCGCAUCGUGCAAAGCUUAAUCAGAAAGACCAGGUUGGCUGCACACCAUUGCAUCGGGCAGCUAGCACAGGGAACUCUGAGUUGUGUGAAUUCUUAAUUGAGGAAGGAGCAGAGGUUGAUGCUGUUGACAAAGCGGGGCAAACUCCUCUGAUGAAUGCAGUAAUAUGCCAUAACAAAGAGGUAGCUCUCCUCCUGAUAAGGCAUGGAGCAGAUGUGGAUGUUGAAGACAAGGAGGGGUACACUGUACUUGGCCGAGCUUCAGAUGAUUUCAGACAGAUACUGAUUGAAGCUGCCAAGACCAUGCUUGAAGGUUGAAUGUUUGGAAUAAUUCAUGAAUUUAAGAUGGGUCGUGCAGGCAUUGGGGUUUGCAUAUAGGAUUAAUCUUAGCUGGGAUUCCUAAAGAACAGCAGGUGACAUUUUUGUUUUCCAAUGAGAACCAUUUGUCUUAUACAUCUGUUGCACCUAUUAUUUCAUCUGUUUAGUGUGACUUUCAGUUCCUUGUUUC
This is a messenger RNA of Telopea speciosissima, 984 nucleotides long. Its product is annotated as 26S proteasome non-ATPase regulatory subunit 10. Lineage: Eukaryota; Viridiplantae; Streptophyta; Magnoliopsida; Proteales; Proteaceae. The transcript is spliced from 5 exons. Gene Ontology annotation, molecular function: protein binding. Gene Ontology annotation, cellular component: nucleus; cytoplasm. The record is from RefSeq and is a predicted model, not a curated record. The coding region runs from base 54 to 794 and encodes 246 amino acids.